AUGGCGACAGCAGAAGCCCCCCACAGACACCAGCUUGGUCGGCGCCGAGCCGCCGCUCUGACCCGCCUCUCCUCUCGCCUUCGGACACCGGCAAGCAGCGGCGGUGCCGCCCAGCGGGCAGACGACAGCGAUUGGGCGAGAGGCGAAGAAGUAGGCUCCGGACACCAUCCUUCUCCCCUCCUUUACUUCGAUGUAACGGCUCAAGUCACUAGUUCCGUUCUUGUGAGCGAGCUGAUUGGGCGAGGCGCGUACACCUUUGCGUCCUGGAGUCAGCUGGGGCUGACUUUGAGCCUGGUGGCUUAUACCGCUGAGAGGAUUGGCCGGGAAGCCAAGCGGCGUCAUUUCCAGUGCAAAGUUGAGGCCUUGGACAGCUACAGUAUGGCAAACCUGAUCCAUGAGACACUGGUUGUGUUUGUCUGUGCGACCACAGGUCAAGGAGACCCUCCUGAUAAUAUGAAGAAUUUCUGGAGGUUCCUUUUCCGAAAAAGCUUACCUGCCACUUCCCUGUGCCAGAUGGAUUAUGCGGUCCUGGGCCUUGGAGAUUCCUCAUAUCCCAAGUUCAAUUUUAUUGCCAAAAAACUGCACAAGAGGCUUCUCCAGCUCGGGGGCAACCCUAUCAUGCCCGUGGCAUUAGGAGACGACCAGCACGACUUGGGGUAA
This is a messenger RNA of Gekko japonicus, 660 nucleotides long. Its product is annotated as NADPH-dependent diflavin oxidoreductase 1-like. The record is from RefSeq and is a predicted model, not a curated record. The coding region runs from base 1 to 660 and encodes 219 amino acids. The transcript has 6 exons. Gene Ontology annotation, cellular component: cytosol. Gene Ontology annotation, molecular function: FMN binding; oxidoreductase activity; flavin adenine dinucleotide binding. Lineage: Eukaryota; Metazoa; Chordata; Lepidosauria; Squamata; Gekkonidae.